AUGGACGAGCACUACGACGUUGUAAUCCUCGGAAGCGGUGUGACCGAGUGCGUCCUGUCGGCGCUGCUCUCCGUCGAAGGCAAGAAGGUAUUGCACAUUGACCGGAACGACUACUACGGAGCAGAGUGUGCCUCGCUCAACCUGACCCAAUUGUACAACAAGUUCCGUCCUGGCACGGAGCCUCCCAAGGACCUUGGCCGUGACCGAGACUAUGCCAUCGACCUCAUUCCCAAACUAAUGAUGGCCAACGGCGAGCUCACCAAGAUGCUCGUCCACACCGACGUCACGCGCUACCUCGAGUUCAAGCAGAUCGCUGCGAGCUAUGUGUACCGCGACUCGAGGAUCGCAAAGGUCCCCUCGACAGAGAUGGAGGCCGUAAGGAGCCCACUCAUGGGCCUGUUUGAGAAGAGGCGCGCGAGAAACUUUUUCCUCUUCAUCCAGAACUGGAAGGACACCGACCCAUCGACGCAUCAGACUCUUGAUCUCGACUCUGAUUCGAUGGAAAAGAUCUACAAUUACUUUGGUCUGGAGAAGGGUACUAGAGACUUUAUCGGGCACGCUAUGGCGUUGCAUCUCGACGACUCGUAUGCCAAGCGACCGGCGCGCGAGACGUACGACCGUAUCAUCCUUUACACCUCUUCAAUGGCUCGCUACGGCAAGUCGCCGUACAUCUACCCUCUGUACGGUCUUGGUGAGCUGCCCCAGGGCUUUGCGCGCCUCAGUGCAAUCUACGGCGGUACAUUCAUGCUGGACAAGCCGGUCGACGAGAUCGUCGUCGACGAAAGCGGCAAAUUCAAGGGCGUGCGCAGCGGCGAGGAGACAGUGCAAGCCGACAUGGUCAUUGGCGACCCUUCCUACUUCCGCGGCAAGAUCGCAGGCAAGGAGAAGGUCCGCGAAGCGGGCAAGGUUGUGCGCGCCAUCUGUCUGCUCAAGCACCCGGUGCCUAACACGGACAACUCCGACAGUCUGCAGCUGAUCAUCCCGCAAGACCAGGUGGGCAGGAGACACGACAUUUACAUAUCGGUCGUCUCGAAGAACCACAACAUCUGCGCCGAGGGUCUGUACAUUGCCUCGGUCAUGACCAUUGUCGAGACCGAUCGUCCGGAACUAGAGCUCAAGCCUGGCCUCGACCUGCUCGGCCCCAUUCAUGACAAGUGUGUUGCCUCUGCAAAAUAUUCUGUUGAGAGGAACCUUGCCGACAUUGUGCUGAUCGUCUGUCUUCCUCAUCUCGCGCCCAGGUUCGUCGCGGUGGCACCGAUCGAAGAGCCGGUAGACUCGGGCACGGAAAACAAUAUUUUCAUUACGCGCUCUUAUGAUGCCACGUCCCACUUUGAGACCGUCGUCGAUGAUAUCAAUGACGUCUGGAGGAGGGCGACGGGAGGCAAGCCCCUAGUGCUCAAACGGCGAGACGACUCAGAGGGCGCUCAGGUUCAGGGUUGA
Molecule: messenger RNA, 1440 nt
Organism: Tilletiaria anomala UBC 951
Lineage: Eukaryota; Fungi; Basidiomycota; Exobasidiomycetes; Georgefischeriales; Tilletiariaceae
Product: rab GTPase activator
Exons: 4
Coding region: 1-1440 (479 amino acids)
Biological process (GO): protein transport; small GTPase-mediated signal transduction; vesicle-mediated transport
Cellular component (GO): cytoplasm
Molecular function (GO): Rab GDP-dissociation inhibitor activity
Source: RefSeq, a predicted model, not a curated record